Amphimedon queenslandica is the source of this 732-nucleotide messenger RNA. Its product is annotated as prostaglandin reductase 1-like. The record is from RefSeq and is a predicted model, not a curated record. The transcript has 5 exons. Gene Ontology annotation, molecular function: 15-oxoprostaglandin 13-reductase [NAD(P)+] activity. Gene Ontology annotation, biological process: prostaglandin metabolic process. The annotation marks the transcript as partial. Lineage: Eukaryota; Metazoa; Porifera; Demospongiae; Haplosclerida; Niphatidae.
AUGCCAGGUGCAACAUCUUAUUUUGGUUUGCUUGAUAUAUGCAAGCCCAUCAAAGAAGGAGAGACAUUACUAGUGAAUGCUGCUGCUGGAGCUGUUGGAUCUGCUGUUGGUCAAAUUGGAAAGAUAAAAGGAAUGAGAGUUGUGGGUUUUGCCGGCUCUGAUGAGAAAGUUGCUUACCUCAAGAGCCUGGGGUUUGAUGCAGCAUAUAAUUACAAGACAAUACCCUCACUGGAGGCAGCCAUUAAAGAAUCCUGUCCUAAUGGAGUUGAUGUCUUCUUUGAUAAUGUUGGUGGAGAUUUCUUUGAUACUGUACUUAGACAAAUGAAUACAUUUGGACGAGUGUCAGUCUGUGGAGCUAUUUCACAAUAUAAUGCUUUGGAGCCUAGAAAAGGGAUUGAUGUGUCUCCAAUCAUUCUAAUGAAGCAGUUGAAAGUUGAAGGAUUCAUUGUAGUGCGAUGGUUGGACCAGUGGCCAGCAGCUUUUAAGGAAAUGGCUCAAUGGAUACAAGAAGGUAAACUGAAAUACCGUGAGACAGUUUUUGAAGGAUUUGACAGCAUGUACGAUGCUUUUGUAUCUCUCUUUAAAGGCGACAACAUUGGCAAGGUUGUUGUCAAAAUAUAACGAAACAGAUAACCUGAGAAUAAUUGAUAAUAUUAAAAUGACAAGAGAAUGUGUGUUAAAAACAAUUAUUAUUAGCUAAUUAUUAGUUAGUGUAGCUAUUAUACAAGUGAU